Molecule: messenger RNA, 6132 nt
Organism: Equus caballus (horse)
Lineage: Eukaryota; Metazoa; Chordata; Mammalia; Perissodactyla; Equidae
Product: toll-like receptor 11
Biological process (GO): immune response; inflammatory response; toll-like receptor signaling pathway
Cellular component (GO): plasma membrane
Molecular function (GO): transmembrane signaling receptor activity; protein binding
Source: RefSeq, a predicted model, not a curated record
CCCCCUUCUCAUCUGCAGUUUUAAAAGUAAUCAGCCUAAAAUAAUCCUCAUCAGAAAUAGUGGGUCACAGUCACUGUAAGGAAGAAAGAAAACUCUCCUGGAAAAUGAAGAAGAGACAUGUUCUUUCAGACAUCAGGAGGAUAUGAUACAAAAGUCGUGAGAACUGAAAUCCCCAAGCCAGACUGGAAAAGAGGAAAUUAUGAAAUAAAAAAGGUUGUUAAGACGGAAAAGAGAGAAAAUGGUGCAGUUUGGGGAGCAGUUAAGAGGUUACCAAAGAACUCUCCUCUCCUCCCUGACACAUUCCACCUUCAAUUUAACAGGAGUGUCACACCUGUGUGUGAAGAGGGCAGAGGCCAUUGUGGAGGAAACAAUCACAGAAGAAAAGGCUUUUACACCUUUGCUGCAGAAGAUGAGAAAGAGCCCUUCAUGAGAAAUUUCAAUUCUGUCUCCACUGACCUUCGUUUCCUCUGCUGAAAGGUAAACAAAUCGCUGCCCCAGUGCCAGAGACAGUACCCAGGAUGGAAAGACCUCUGCUGUCCUUCACUCUCCUCUCUCCCUUACUGCUGGGCUUGAUGAGCCUCGGCAGGAUGAGCUGGGCAUGGACUGCUCCUGAUUGCACCAUAGCAGACAGCUCCCUAUUGCCUAACAUUUCCUACUACAUCCCAUUCUGUUCCUUGGCCCCGGGACUGCACCUUUUUGCAUCAUGCUCCAAUGUUAAAGACCUGGCUCAGACCCUAACAGCAGUGCCCCGAGAUAUAGAGGCACUUUGCCUCCAGGGCACAGUUCCUUUCCUGCCAGCUGAUGCCUUUGGACACUUCACCACACUACAACUUCUGAGGCUGCAGCUGGGCACCAUCAGCAUUACAUCUGGGACAUUUCAAGGACUGAAUCAGCUGCAGCACCUUUCCUUUGAGCAUCACGCUCCCUGUUGCCUGAGCCUGUUCCUCCCUCCAGAUGCUCUGGAGCACCUCAGACUCCUCAACACCCUUUCCUUCCAUGGCUACUGCCUGAAUUAUAGCCAGAACAUCCAGUUGCCCAUCAGCCUUAGGCAUCUAACCGUGAGGCACAGCUGUCUGAUAGAAUUGCGGGAACUGCAAGGGCUCUUCCCAAACCUUGUCCCUGGUUCCUCUCCUACAACCAGCCCCAGCCCAUGGACCUCCUUCCUGGAGGAGCUGGACCUGUCUGCCAACCUACAGCUGAGCCAGGUGGGCAAUAGAGCUCUGGAUGGCCUCCAGCUCCGUUCCCUGAGAUUGGAUGGCACCCCACUAAGCGCAUUAGACCUCCUAGGCUCAGGACUGCUCCACUUGGACUCCCUCUCCCUUGAGGGAACAAGGACAGAAAGACUGCCUGGGAAUGUGACACGCUACUUUGAGCUUGUUGCUCUUGACCUUGGAAGGAACCAAAUCCAGAACCUAGAGGAUGAGGAUCUCCUAAGCUGCCAGUCCCUGGAAUUCCUCAGCCUUCAUGCCAAUGGCCUGCAGUUACUUCCAUCCAGGUUCCUGAAUGACCUGCCCCAGCUUCAGAGGCUCAAUCUGUCAAUGAAUAAACUGGGCCCAACUUUGGUGCUCCCAGAAGGGCUGGUCAGCUCAAAUCUGAGAGUGUUAGAUCUGUCCCACAAUGAGCUCUGUGUUCUGCCCUAUAGGGCCUUCUCCUCUCUUCCUCAACUCCAGGAGCUCCGGCUGAGUGGUAACAACAUUUCCAACUUAUCCAGCGAAAGCCUGGAGGGACUGAGGUGGCUGAAGACCCUAGACCUGAGUUGGAACCAAAUUAAAACGCUGAAGCCAGGCUGGCUCUCCUCUCUUCCUGCUCUCACCUCACUGAACCUCCUGGGCACCCACUUGGAGCAUAUCUCAGGCAAGCAGCUCCAGGGUCCCCAGAAGCUGAGCCACCUGCAGCUGGGUUCUCUUGAGAUGCUGGAGAUCUAUCCUCCCUGGCCUCCAGCACUGCUCAGCUUGGAGGUACGGGCAGAUGUUUACAUCCAGUUUGGAGUCCCCAGUGGAGAACCCUUCUUGUUCUUGGAGAACCUUACCUUACAAACUUCCAAUAUGUUGCUGCAAUUGGACAACAACACAAUCCACUUCCCUUCCCUACGUCACCUCACUCUGCGAGGCUGCAGCCCCUAUAUUUUGUCUGGCCAUCAAUCCCACAGAUUCUUCCCACAGCUCCCUCUCCUGGAGCACUUGCACUUCUGGUCUGAUCAUGAGGGUGCAGACGAUCUGCAUCUAUUUGGGAUGCCCAGCCUGCGAGUGCUGGAGCUGGGGGACUUGGAUUUCCUCUGUCAGCCAACAUCAGUGAAGUUGGAGAAGCUACUGAAGGAGCUGCCUCAGUUACAGGUUCUGGUAUUGAGCAACCUGAACCUUGGGAACCUCUCUGCCUCCAGCUUCAGGGGCUUGGGGCCCCUUCGGCUGCUGCUGCUCAAUUCUGAAUGGGCUCUGGGGCUGGACAGCAGCCUCCAGGAACUAAUUCCCCAGAUGCCUCAAUACGUUUAUUUCUCAGAUAUCACCUUCACUUGCCAGUGCGAAAGCUCUUGGGUGGGGCCUUGGGCAACACAAGCCCCAAACACUUUUGUGUACGGACUGGAGAAGUCCAUCUGCAUGGCCAAUGCCUCUGACUACUCCAAGACGCCAUUGCUCUCCUUCCUUUCUGGUCACUGCUCACAUGAUCCUGAGUUUCAGAGCUUUCUAACCAGUUUCACUCUGGUGUUCCUGCUGAUCUUCCUUUCAUUGCUUGGCUGUCCCAAAUGGCCCUGGCUUCAUUACCUCCAGACCCUAUUUCAUGCCUGGUGGUGGAAAUUGGGCGGGUGGCGCCCCAGAAACCAAUUCCACUAUGAUGUCUUUAUAUCCUAUUGUGAGCAGGACCGAGCCUGGGUGCUGAAAGAACUGGUUCCUGCUCUAGAGAAGCCUCUUCCAGUUGGUGAGGGUUUGAGGCUAUGCCUGCCUGAGAGGGACUUUGGGGUUGGGCAGGACAGGAUGGAUGCUAUGGUUGCCAGCAUGGAAAGCAGUAGAGCCACCCUCUGUGUGCUCAGCUGCCAGGCCCUGGGAAGUCCCUGGUGCAAUCUGGAGUUAAGGCUUGCCACCUACCACUUGAUGGCCAAGCCUGGGACUGCUCGCCUCCUGCUGCUGUUUCUGGAACCUAUUGAUCGGCGGCAGCUUCACAGCUAUCACCGCCUUGCCCGGUGGCUGCAGAAGGAGGACUACUUCGAUGUAUCCCAAGGAAGGAUUGAGUGGGAUGCCUUCUCUGAGAAACUCCGGAAAAGGUUAAGGAAAGCUGGGCAAGAGAGAGAGGAUUAGGAGUUGUGGAAGAGAGAUUCAGACAUGCAGGAAUAACUCCCAGCAGGGCCCUGGAUGCCAUCCCAUCACUGGAAGACAGGCUCAGAAAGGCAGUCUGUAGGCAAUGCUUAGCUCAAGUCCGUUUUCCACACUAAAAAUGAUAGAUGCAGACAACAAAUCUCAAUGGGGUAACAUAUUAGAAAGCACUUGGAAACAAGGCAUUCAUUCACUAAAACAGUUCUGAUACCUACUAGUCCUCUCAACACAAGGCAUCCCCUAAAAAAGAAUACACAAAAAUGUUUUCUAGAAUUAUGUCUGCAUUUUUUGUAAUGAAUUCAUUCUGCCUGACGAAAGCAAUGUAUUUAUUUUUGGUAAAAAAAUCUACUUUAUUCUAGUGGAAUGGAGCCAGAAUCAAUGAGCUAUUUUUCUGUGCUCUGAAGCUAGAUUGAAACCAUGUUUGCAAUUCACCGGAGGUCCAAAAAGUCAAAGAACUUCCCUAACUCAUGAGGCUCUCACAAUAACAGUAUACAUGGCGAGAACAAUAGUUUUGAUCCUAUAUUACCCAUGGAGACCUAAGCACAUAAAAGUUAAGUGCUUUGCCACCCUGCCACAGCUAGUGUAUCAUAAAGUUUAGAUCAAUCCAGUACUGUAUGCUCUCCACUCUACUGUCUUCCAGGUAUCUCUAACCGGUGACAACUUACCUUGCUACAAAGUUAAAAUAGGCAAACUUGUGGCAAACGUCUUAAAAAUACUCACAUGUGAUCUAUUUCCAAGAAUUUUUUAUAAGGAAAUAAAAAUCACAGAUUCCCACAAAAUUUGAAUAAAAUAAUAAGUGCCCCCAAACAGAAAGAUAGUUAAGGUCCAUUGAUAAAUAUGGAAUAUCUGCACCCAUUAAGAAUCAUGCUUCAGGGAAAUAUUUAGUGGUAUGGGAAAAGACUCAUCAUACAAUAUAAACAAAGAUAUUGACAAACUGUAUGUAGCCUGACUCUAAUUUUGAAAAAGUUCCAUAUCUAUCUAAUCUAUGAAAUAUGAAGAGAGAGAAGACUAGAAAUGGCCCUAGAAAUGAGAUUGUAGAUGAUUUAAACUUCUUCUAUUUUUCUGUAUUAUUCAUUUUUUCUAAAAUAAGCAUGUAUUACUUUCAAAAAAAAUAAAUUCUGUUUCAAAACUAAACACCUCUCCUGUAGACCAGUUUAAGUAAUUUUCUACUUUAUGGUGGCACAAUGGGAGCUUUAGAGAAAGCAUGAAUGCUGAAAUCUGGAUAAACACAGGAAAAAGAGGAAAAAGCCAUCACAAACUUUCAAAGAUCAUCUGUUAUGUAAAUGAGCCAAAGAUAGCUUCUGUAUAGGUUGCUUACUUCUUCACAGCAGGCUGAAUGUUGUUAGCUCAAAAGCCUACAGGUGUCAAAAUUUUUACAUAUCCAAUUGUUUUAGAGAUAGUCCCAAUAAGCAGAUUUUUAAUCUGCUUUACAGACCUCAGGAAAUUAUGUCUAACAUCUGCUACCCAUAGAUAAGACAGACUCCAAGAUAAUACUACCCUUCGGAACUCUCUAACGUAGCACGUCCUCACCCUCAGGCUGACUUCACCUAGAAAGGUAAGCCAUCUCUCUGAUCCCCCUCUUUCUCCUGGGAGUUCCUUAGUCCUCCUCCCCUUCUGAGCAGUGGCGCCCCCUCGCCUAUAGUCUCUGGAAGGUCUCAUGCUGUGAGGGAUUUCCCCUGAAUACAAAUCUGUCAAAACAGUGUCCCCAAAUAAAACUUGUGUGUGCCAUUCCCACCUCAUGGUCAUAUUUUCCCUUGUUUAGCCCCAAAAUCCUCUGAACCCUCUAAACAAACCUUGAAGAAUCAUCUUUGACCAAACUAAGGAUCUACUCAUAUGUUAGCUCAGAGAUUGAGAGAUUUCUACACACAUUUUUCAGAAAAAAAUACCAAUUUCUUCAAUUAAUAGAGUUGGACUAUUUGUAGUCCAUUGGCAUAACUUUGGGACUUUGCUGAGCAAGGCACAGUCUAGAAUUCUCUUUUUAUUUUCCCUUCAUCUAUUGUCAACUAACGAUCCUUGGAAAAUACUAUUCAUUUUUAUCAGUGUUAAUGAAAUCCUCAAAUUCUCAUUAACUUUUUUUCCAUUACAGUUUUUUAUAUCAUUGAAGUUACCUGGAGAGGUUUUCUUCUUUUCUUGAUACAUCUGAGAUGCAUAUCAUGGAAUUUCAGGACUGAAAGAAAUUAACUUCUGAUGCUUAAAUCCCCUCUACCACUUUCUCAGCCUGUAUUGGACAAAAUCCUUGACAGAAAGCAAUCUUCUGAAGCAGCUUAUCCCAUCACUGGAGAGGUUUCUCUGGAAGAAAGUUAUUCUCCAUGUUGAAUUACAAUAUGUCUCCCUGUAACUUUUGACUAUUAUUUUUAACUCUGUGCUUUGGGGGUUAAAUAGGGCAAACUGAAUUUCUCUGUUAAGUGAUUACCCUUCCUUUGUUCCCAUAGAGUCUUUCGUUCUCCAAUUUAAAUAUCUCAGCUCCAUCCACUGUUACUCAUUUUUCAUACUUUUAAGCCCUUCUAAGUUGCAUCCUGCAAAUUCACUGCAGUUUGCCCAUGUACCUCUUCAAUUAUGAGACCCAAAACUUAUGAAGGUCUCUAUAUCUGAUCUUCAUAAAAUAAAACAGGAUUAGAUCACUACGUCCAUUUAUAAAUUCUAAAGUCACAUUUUUAGCUGUGGUAGUCAUAAUGUUGAUUUAAAAGUUUAAUUUACUUUUCUCUGGCUGAACUGAGAUUGAAAGGACAAAUUCACAGAACAAGUGGCGCAAUAGUUUACAGUCAAUGGAACAGUUGUGUAGGGACCUGGAAUUGGCCACCCCAAGAUAUGUCUCUUUGGCAUCAGG